Ogataea philodendri is the source of this 3684-nucleotide messenger RNA. RefSeq lists its product as uncharacterized. Gene Ontology annotation, cellular component: anaphase-promoting complex. NCBI's taxonomy places the organism in Eukaryota, Fungi, Ascomycota, Pichiomycetes, Pichiales, Pichiaceae. The transcript has 7 exons. The record is from RefSeq and is a predicted model, not a curated record. Gene Ontology annotation, molecular function: ubiquitin protein ligase binding. The coding region runs from base 1 to 3684 and encodes 1227 amino acids. Gene Ontology annotation, biological process: ubiquitin-dependent protein catabolic process.
AUGUUCUUAUCGGCAGAAGAGGUGAUGAUCAGCUUGGAGUCGAAUGAAAUGUCAAUCGACAAAACGGGAAGCUUGUGUCCGUACAAACUCAGGAAAAACUUGAGCGUGUCAAAGAAAAACACCUUGACGGUGUUGUCCAACAGCGAAACAGCAAGAUACUUGGAGUCUGGAGAAACCUUAACACUUAGAACGUCGUCGCUGACCUCCAAUGUUCUGCUCGUUGUUGGAUCCCGUCACCAACAGCUUGUCGUCGUCGGAAAUGUCAACAGCACGAAUAUCUUGUCUGUGUCCCAAGUUGAACAGCGAGUACUUGUCUUCGGAAAUCUUAUCAACAGGCUUGUGUUUGCGAACAACCUCAGGAAUAGGAACGGUGUGAUAAACCACGGCAUUAUUAGUCAGAGUCGUCACCACAUCAAUCUUCCGGUUGUUGGUGAUACCCCACGUACAAGAACGGACUUUGAAUCUGUCAGAAUGGAUCAUUGUGUUGAGGAGUCCAAAGACCCCGGAGUCGUUCCGUCCUGGAGACGUUUGACCAACUCUCCGGUCUUGAUAUCCCAGAUGAGAAUGUCUUCUAAACCGCCUGUGACGACCUCCCCGACAUCCGUGCACCACAAGACACCUUCAGGAGUCGGUGAGCCAUUCGUGGAACUCGUCCAUGAGCACGGGCCACGACUGCAUUUCGUCGUAGUUGGACAGUUUAGGAUCUUCGUGGUAUGUUUUAAGGAAAGGAUACAGCAUGUUCCAUUGGUCUUUGGUGAUUCCCUUGUGGUCUUUGAUUUCAAGGAACUUGAUAAAAGUGUCGAGUUCUUUCUUGUACUCUUCAGGGAUCAUGAGGUUCCAGUACUCGAUCGCAGACUCGGUUGGAACGUUUCUUUGGUUCUUUUCCAGAAUGAAUUUGUAAGUGAAUUGGUACACUUUCUUGAAAUCCCCACCGAUGGUGACUCUAGAAACUCGGCCAAGGCAAGAAUCACUAAAUCCUCCGGCUCGUAUCCCAGGUCGGCAAUAUACCGCACGGUUCCAUCAAUUCCAAUAUACGGUUUCCCCAACACAUCCAAACUGUCCUCCUUGUACUUAUUAAACACACUCUUGACCUUGCUGUCAACCUUGAUCUUUGCGUUUUCCUUCACCUUUUUAAAACCCUCAGCCAACUCUGGACGGGUGAAAAAGUCGUUGAUCGCGUACGUCACGUUCUGCUGGUUUCUUCCCAGAAAGAACGACGCCAUGUCCUCAGACUCGAUAAAUUAUUUUGUUUAUUUAUUUAUCAUGUCUUUGUCUUUAGAUGCCCAGAACUUCUUUGAAGUUUUCGCUUCUAACGCAGUGAGUUUUGUUCCGCACGAGCAGGACGAUCCGUCUUCGAACGUUUCGUUGGUGCUGGACUGGAUUGGCGAGUUUCUGAGCGUUCAAUCGUCGGAUCCUGUUGAACCACCGCUGAGGAUCAGAAAUGCCCUUAAAAACGUUGGGGCCGGCAACGAGCAUCUUUUUGAUGGAUUCUUGAGACUUGUGAGAUCGAUAUUAAACAAACAAGGCCGGGAGAUUGCAAAGACUAUCGACUCGUCUCCAGAGCCGGUCUCGGGUCUGCCCCAUUUGUUUGAGUGGAUCGUCUCUACAAACCAGAAAACGCUCUAUUGCACAUCGCUGAUCAACCUGGUGUCCGACCAGAUCAAACUCGUCACACGCUGCUCAAACGCCGUGUUUCGCAAAACAGCGUUGGACCCUUCAGUCUGGCGAAACGUACAGACUUGGUACAGAGACGGUCUGUUUGGUAAAUCGAGCCCGAUCCGCCGCGAAGACUUAAUCCAGACCACACAGAUCCUCAACAGAAUAUACCUCGGGGACGAGAUGAGCCAGUUGGUGACAGAACUGUUCAAGUGCGAAAUCAAGUCACACAUCGGAACGCAAUGCUCUUUGGUCUGGAACAAGCCGCUCCUGACAGAUCUGUCUCAUUACACACACCAGAUUCUCACUCCAAAAUUUGUUGAUCUUCUUCCACCCUCAGACGCCGACUGUCUGACAGAGCUAGUGAAGAACGAGCUGGUUAGACUUAGAAUCAAAGAGAUCUUUGAUAUCGUGGUUGACUAUCCCGACUCGACUUUUGCAUUACAAGAGCUACGCGAGUGCAUGACAACAGCCAGCCAGCAGACACAGCUCGUCAACACAUUCAUCCAUCUUGCUGAGAAACGGCUGCUCCAUGCCGGCGUGAGCACCAUCGACAUCAUCAAAUGCUACAUAUCGACUAUCCGUUCAUUCCUAAUCAUUGACCAUCGCGGUGUUCUUCUGGACAAGGUUUGCAGACCAAUUCGGUCUUAUCUGAAAGAGAGAGAAGACACUAUUGAGAGAAUAGUGUUUGCAUUACUAGACACAUCGUCCGAGAACAAGUUGAUCGAGCUUGCCAUUGAAUUGCGACAGUCAGGCACCAAACGACAACUCACGCACGAAUUGGAAAGAGAUCUCAACUGGACGCCCGAUCCGGUGGACGCGUUACCCGAUUUCCGUAAAGGGGUUGUUGAGGACGUUGUUGAGUCGCUGAUCUCCAUCUUUGACACCAAGGAUGUGUUUAUGAGCGAGCUGACCAAGGUUUUCUCAGAGCAACUGCUAAAGAUCACCAAUUACGAUGUGCGGGAGGUUUACACGAAACUACAGCUACUUAAGUCGAGAUUUGGCAACUCAGAGUUUGGGUCAUUGGACGUGAUGAUGAAGGAUAUCAUACUGAGUCGCAAGCUGGACAAGGCAAUCAGUUCUGCACACGUCCACUCCUCGAUCAUUUCGCAUCUUUACUGGCCCGAGCUGCCGAAACAGGAGUUCAAGCUUCCUGAAAGCAUACAGCAAAGCCUGAAGAACUAUGAGGCGCAAUACAGAAACCACAAGAAGGGCCGCAAGCUCGACAUUUUUCCUGCGCUCAGCACAGUGGAUAUGGACGUAGAGAUUGGCGGUACUACAACGAACUUCAAAGUUUCUGCCGAUAAAGCAUCUAUUCUCUAUUCAUUUUUGGAUAUGCCGCCAGGGAGCGAAGUGAAACUGGCUAUUAUUUGCAUGAAGCUGCAGAUGCCGCUGAAAUUGGCCAACGACGGGUUGGCGUUCUGGGUGAAGAACGGGGUGCUAUUAGGAGUGGAGAACCGUUCGUUCAAUGCCUCAUCCAGCAGGUGUCUGAGUUUUGUAAUUAGAACACCGUUUUUGCACCAUGUUCGAAUUGGCAGCCAGCCUCCCAUCACUACUCCAGGAGACGAGUUACCCGAGGAGCUUGUGGUAAGGUCGUAUGUGAGGGAGCCACCAAACAGGAGGACGGCAAUGAUAGAGACUGGAGUGACGUCUCUAAGGUACAGUUUAGUGGUUGUUUGGGAAGCACCGUAUGCGACAAAGUGCGAAGACAGGUUGUUGGACUCGCUAGCUGUGAACACAACGUUUCCGUUCUCGUCCUCCACGAGCGGUUCCUGGACAUUGGAGCUCGAGUUCUUGAUAUGGAACAAGGUCGAUGACGGGUGCAGGAACGCUCUGGUUGCCGGAAGCUGGUCCUGGUGGUUUCCCUUGACGAACUGUUCGUUUCUGAUCCAGAACUUGAUGUUUUUUGCGUCUGGGUCCAGCGAAAUGGAUCCAGAAACGCUGGAGAUGUACUUUGGAUCGGGAUACUGCACUCUGGCGAUCUGCGGGUACGAGGACGAGCACACCAGGGCGGUGAUGAUCUGGUAA